Mesorhabditis belari is the source of this 1575-nucleotide messenger RNA. Lineage: Eukaryota; Metazoa; Nematoda; Chromadorea; Rhabditida; Rhabditidae. The record is from the annotation of a GenBank genome assembly.
AUGGAGGUAAAAACGAAGCUUGAAAUCGGCGAAGACGAGGAGGAGUUUCAACGACUGACGCAUUGCGUCGAAUUGCUCGUGGCGGCUGGUUAUUUUCGAGCAAGAGUCAAGGGAUUGUCGGCUUUUGAUAAGAUUGUCGGGGGAAUCGUUUGGUGCAUUUCCACUUGCAACUACACGGUCGACGUUGAUUUGUUGUACGCGGAGAACUCGACGAUUGGACAGAAGAUCGCGUUGACCGAGCGAAUUUGCGAGGUGUUGAUGCAAUUGCAAUGCCCGUAUCCGCUGGAACCACAUCAGAUUCAAGGAUUAGAUAUCCUCAAUAUCUAUCCAGUUAUUCAAUGGCUUGUCAAGAAAGCGAUCGAAGCAAAGGAACUUUUUGGAGAUCGAAAUAAAAAUUUCGUCUCUUAUUUAGCGGAUCCGAAUUUUCGGGAAAAAGCCGUGAAGCCAGAGCUGCGUUUUUCGGAUUCAAAUUUUCAAUUGAAUGAAAAUUUGGCAAAGAAUUUCCCGUCAAUCUCGUCGCAGAAAGAAUUGCUCAAAGCGGUGCGAAAAAUCGGGAAACGAGAGGAGACACCGGAAAAAGAAGAAUUUUUAUUGCUGGAGGAAGCGAUUAGACGAUCGAAAUUACCCGAAUUCGAGAAAACGAUCAAAAUUGACACAUUCGAAUUCGAGGAAAAGGAGAGUACGUCUCAACAUCGCGAAGAGACUGAAGAGGAUCUGGAUCGACUGAUCGAAGAGCUAAACAGCGAGUUGAGGGAUUUGGGCGACGAGUGUCAAGUCGAAGAGAUCAAUUUGCAGACGUUGGAAGCUGAAUGCUUGUUGCUCGACGAAAAGUUGAAUUACGCUGGGAAAUUGGAGAAAAAUUUGGAUGAAGAACUUUUGAGCGAUUUACGUGAGAAAUUCGGCUUUUAUAUGCAAAUUUCGACGAGAGAAGCCGAAUUUAAGCGCCAAUGCGAGAGGGAAAUCGACAAGAUAAUGGGGGAAAUUCUGAGAUUUGAGGAAAAUGCGGAAAGGGCUGAGGAUAUAAAUCGAAAAGAAUGGGAGGAUCGGCUUUUGAUUGAAGAGGAGAAGUUGAAACGAGUGAGGGAAAUGGGCGCUACGUGGGCACGGGAGAUCGCCGGAUUGCAGAGAUCGAUCGAUUCAGUGCCAUCACAAAUCGAAAUCGCACAAUAUCACAAGAGAUUGAUCGAGCUGUACAAUCAGAUGGGAUCAAAGCAUCGACAAACUCGUCAAUACUAUGUCUAUCAUAACUACUUGAUCGAUUUGAGAAACUACAUGAAAAAAGAAGCCGAAUUAUUGAAUAGCAUUGAGGAAGCGGUUCCGUUAGCUAAAACCGAGGCCAACCGUGACUCAUUCAUCAAUCAAUUGACAAGGAUUUUGAGGGGUGUUGAAACGAAUUUGGAAAAACAUCAACAACAAGAAAAGGAAUUGGACGGAAAAAAAGAAAUUCUCAGUGUUGAGAUUGGCUUUCAAAGGGAAAAAGAAAGAGCAUUUCAGAAAGCGCUCGAUGACUUUAAAAAGGCUUGCGAGGCGAUCGAGAAAUAUCAGCAACUUCUACGGGUAGACGCGAUAAACAAG